Messenger RNA from Carassius auratus (goldfish), 3570 nucleotides. Its product is annotated as zinc finger CCHC domain-containing protein 2-like. The transcript has 14 exons. Bases 172 to 2745 code for a protein of 857 amino acids. Gene Ontology annotation, molecular function: nucleic acid binding; zinc ion binding. The record is from RefSeq and is a predicted model, not a curated record. NCBI's taxonomy places the organism in Eukaryota, Metazoa, Chordata, Actinopteri, Cypriniformes, Cyprinidae.
GCGAGUAAUUUGGCAAACUGACCACAGCCACACCGUCAGAGUACAGACGGCGAAUUUUAAACGAAAUUUCGCCUUAAAUCGUGUAUUUCAUCGUGUUUUGAUGCCGAAAUACUUGUCAGAAGGUACCAUCCAUGGACUUCCAUCUCUGAUGUUCGUGUUUGAGAGCUGAUAAUGAUGAAGAUGAAGCUGCGAGCGGCGGGAGGCGAAAAUCGGCGAUGCGACUUGAAUUCCGUUAACGGAUCCGAUCGGGAGAGCGGCACCGGAGCGGCUCAGCUCGACAAGGAGACGGUGUUCGAGUGGUUCGGCUUACAGCUGAACCCGUCCGGACGCGUGGAGCUGCUUUGCGGGCUGCUGCAUAUGUGUCAGCCGCUGGAGCUACGCUUCCUCGGCGCCUGUCUGGAGGAUUUGGCCCGGAGAGAUUUCACCGUCCUGCGGGAUUAUGAGAUCCGGGCCAACUGCCCCGCUGAUCUGGAGGGGCUGGUGAACGUAAGCGACCCAGUUGUGCUGUCCAAACUGCUCGUUUAUUUGUCUUUGCUCGGAUCCAAGAGCAGUGAAUGCGCCGGGAUUCUCUUCAGGACGUUGAGUCGAAUGGACGCCGGGAUGUGUGGCGCUCUACCGGAGCAGGAGACCGUGGAUCAACUGCGGCUGCUCUUCACGAUGGGAUCAUUACACCCGGCGUUCAGUUUCUAUCAGCGGGAAGAGCUCCGAGCGCAGUUGGAUCGACUCCAAAGAUGGAGCCAGUUUUCCAGGCCAGGGUUCCUCCAUCCACACCAGGAGAAUGACGUAGACUGGACUCUUUGCAGCAAUCCCAAUCCACACCUCAGCGGCACGUCACAGAGGGAAGUGGUGCACAUUGAGAAGAUCAUUCUGAAGGAGGUUUCUAUGGGAGGAGACGGCAGGCAGUACAGUUUUGAGGUGAAAUGGUCAGACUCUUCAUCUACUGCUGUCACCAAAAGUCAUCGUGAGUUGGUGGAUUUUCUAUUAAAGCUUCCUAACGAGCAGAGCCCUGAUGGCUUUGAGAAGGGCAUCCUCAGAUUACUCAGUCGUGAAGAUCAAUGUGAAUCCAGAGAACUGGAGAGAAACCUCAGGGAGAAGUUCCUGUCUUUAUCCCAGGAUGUCCUUCAGAGAUGUGACAUUACCAGGUUCUUCCUGUCUGAUGCGUCUGUACUGCCAUGCAGCCACUGUACCAGUGUGCCCGGAGCCAGAAUCCAUCAGCAUGGACGCGGUUUCUCUGAGGACUGCUCGGAGACGUCCAGCCUGGAGGAGGAUGUGGAGGCGUACAGCAUCAGAGCUGCUGGGCUGAGUAGUCAGCGUUCUGAAUGCCAGAGGAGAGGAAACUGUGAGCAGAACGGAGAGAGAGUUUGGAAGAAAGAAACUGAAUUGGAACAGAGCUGCACAAAUGACAGAAGAACUUCCAUGGCUGGACAGAAGAACAAAGCAAAAUCAGCUGCAAAAAGGGAGAGAGGCAGGCGAGUUAUAGGUGUCAAGACUUCUAAUGGAAUCCAGAAACCUUCUGCAGCACUAAUAAUCAACCAGGGAGCUUGCAAAGACACAGGAAGGGACCGGUAUGGGGACACGUCAUCGGAGAGCUCGAACUCCGUGCCAUCCAGCCCUGUUCACCAGAAGAGCCUGGAGGACCAAGAAACAGAGAGUCAGUCUGAUAACUCAGCCCAGGAACCAGCUGAAAAGACUCACCUAGUCAAAGGCGUUGGCGGGAAAGCAGUUGCCAUGGUGAAUCCAUUAGUUGCAGAGCCCAAGAAUGUUCAGGAGCCGACUUCAGUGGUGGAGCUGGCACUGACCGCAUGCCUCCCUUACACCCUUCAGUACAACACCAGCACCCAGAGGGACGCCGGGCAGGGUAAGAUAACCAUCACCAUCCCACUGGGCCAAGACCCGGGAGCAUCAUCGGCCAGCUCUCACCCACAGCAGCAGCCACCGCUGGGAGCGUUUAGUGUCCUCUCACCCAGCCAGUGUCCUCUGCAGCCCGCCAACACCACCACAGCCAACAAUCCUGUCAAGACAAACAUGAAGGCCUCUGUUACGCCUUCCAACUCGAGUUCCUGCAGCAGCCAAGUACCGGAACCUUGCCCCACAACUGUACCCACACACACCCCAGGACCGGGGCCCCAACCGGCCCCCUCGGUCACACACAGCACCGCUCAGAGCGAUUCCUUGUCCUACAUCAACAGCUCCAGCCUGCCAGUUACGCCACAGGCCAGUGGGAUGCAGCAGCAGGGGGGCUGCAACUCCUGCGGCUGCCGUGGAACCUGCGGGGGCAACAGCGCCCACCAGACACCCAGCUACUUCCUGCCGCCCCAACCUGCCCAUCAGAUGUUCGGGCCACCACCCCAAUUCUUCCAUCUCCCUCCGUCUCUAUGCAACAGUUUCCCUGCCCAGGGUCACCAGAAUAGCGGGACGCCUCUGCCCUUCUACGCCCACACUGGUCCUCCUGCGGCGUUCCUGCACGCUCACUCGGAUCACAUGCUGGCGUCACAGGCGGGAUACAGCCUGCCUCAGAUGCCCCCCUUCCGUCGCUUUUACCCACCUGUUUUUCCACAGGUUGGAAUGAUGUCUAGCGGAACCAACAUGAAGAAGACCAACAACGUGUCCUGCUAUAACUGCGGCAAGAGCGGACAUUACGCUCAAGACUGCAAGCAACCGUCCAUCGACGCCGGGCUGACAGGUGGUUUCCGGCUGAAGUACGUUGCCCCAAACUCUUCAGAAGCACUAGAUAAAACCGAUUGACCGCAAACAGGGGACCAAAGCCCGGGCAGCCAGUGAUUCCAGAGACCCUUGAGAUAGAGUUCUGUUCUGUUGUUUGUGAGAGCAUCCUUAUCCAGAGAGCAAAAAAAAAGAGCCAAUGCAAAUGACACUGACUGCAAGAUGAGUUGCUUAAAAUGGGUUCUCUUAGGAAUCAAAUUACCUUAAUGUUCUAGUUUAAAUAGGAUGGAUUGCAAGAUGAUUUUUGUUUUAGGUUCAGAAUAGUUUAUUAUUGUCAGAAGGAUUUUAUAUGAGCUGAGGUUCUCAUUCGCAGCGUCUGGCGAAGUUAAUGAGAAAAUUAAACUUGAGUCCUUUAGUGCAGUAUUUGUUUUCUGACACGGGUGAAUCUUUAUAGGCUUUUAUACAUGCUACAGGAGAAAAUUACAAGAAAAGUACUUUAAAAAAUGGAAUACUUUGGAAAUUUUUGUUAUUAAAGAUAUGUUUGUUCUCUUGCUGAUUGCGGUUUAUAAUGAUGCUCUAGCAGCAUUAUACACCACUGGUUUGGUCUGUUCUCAUUCUGAACGUGAUGCACUACAACUGUUGUUCUCCGAAAAAUGUGAGUCAGGUGUUUAAAAUGCACUGAAAGAGCCAGAUCUGCAGUCCUGCCUCUCAUUUACACGCUCUGACCACUAGAGAGCAAAAACAAAGCGUGUUCAUAAAGCAGACUCUGUGCUUUAAGUGUCGAGUCAGACGAAAUCCUUCAGACAUGCUCAUCCUACGCCUAAAGCACUGUUAGAGGAAAUGCAAAAUGUCAUUUUUGACUCCAGAGUUGCGUUAACAUAGGACCACUUUGAGCAGCAUAAUAUCUUA